This is a messenger RNA of Parnassius apollo (apollo), 843 nucleotides long. Lineage: Eukaryota; Metazoa; Arthropoda; Insecta; Lepidoptera; Papilionidae. The record is from the annotation of a GenBank genome assembly.
AUGUCAUCCCAAAUUAUUGAUAAAUUUAAACAAUUCGAUGCCUACGCAAAAACGCUAGAAGAUUUCAAAGUAAAAACUGCUACAGGAGCAACAAUUACCGUCGCCGGCAUAUUCGUUAUGAUGUUAUUAUUUCUUUCGGAAUUAUACACCUAUAUGUCACCAAAUAUAUCAGAGGAACUGUUUGUAGACACAUCAAGAGGACAUAAGUUAAGAAUCAAUUUUGAUAUAACUGUUCCCAGUAUAUCUUGUAGCUAUUUAGUACUGGAUGCAAUGGAUUCUUCUGGUGAACAGCACCUUCAAAUGGAUCAUAAUAUUCAUAAAAGAAGACUAGACCUUAAUGGAAAUCCUAUAGAUGAGCCAAAAAAAGAAGAAAUUGCUGUUUCUUCAACAAUCAAACAAAACAGUUCGGAACUGGCCACAAUUACCUGUGGUAGCUGCUAUGGAGCUGCAUUUAAUGAUUCACAAUGUUGUAAUACAUGUGAAGAUGUGAAAGAAGCAUACAGACUUAGAAGAUGGGCUCUACCGGACUUGGCUACUAUUGUGCAAUGCAAAGAUGAUGAAUCACUAGAGAAAGCUAAUUUAGCUCUAAAAGAAGGUUGCCAAUUAUAUGGUUACAUGGAAGUAAACAGAGUUGGUGGGAGUUUUCAUAUAGCUCCAGGAAAAAGUUUCACAAUAAAUCAUGUUCAUGUUCAUGAUGUGCAACCAUAUUCUUCAUCAGCAUUCAAUACAACACAUUAUAUCAACCACUUGUCAUUUGGUACUAAUAUAAAAAGUGCUAACACAGCACCUCUGGAUGGAGCUAAAGGAUUAGCCAAAGAAGGUAAGGUGCAGUCUUAUAUAUAA